Messenger RNA from Trypanosoma grayi, 546 nucleotides. RefSeq names its product BES15S03c. Gene Ontology annotation, biological process: proteolysis; cell adhesion. Gene Ontology annotation, molecular function: metalloendopeptidase activity. The record is from RefSeq and is a predicted model, not a curated record. The annotation marks the transcript as partial. The transcript has a single exon. Lineage: Eukaryota; Euglenozoa; Kinetoplastea; Trypanosomatida; Trypanosomatidae. Gene Ontology annotation, cellular component: membrane.
AUGGUGGCCCACAAUAUGGUGCCCAGCAACUCCGGAGCGCGCGGCCGUAACCACCCCGUGGUGACGUCCGAGAAGACCCUCAACGAGACUAAGGAGCACUUCAAAUGCAAGGAAGCAAAAGGCAUGGAACUCCAGGUAGGGGUCAAUGGGAAAGCGACGUCGCACUGGUCGAGGCGCAACGCGAAGGACGAGCUGAUGAGUGCCCAGAUCGACAGCCGCGGCGGAUACUACACGGCGCUGACGCUGGCAGCUUUCGAAGACAUGCCGUUUUACGAAGCAAAUUCCUUGGUGAUGCCGGCCACCUCAUCGUGGUACCAAGGUCCAGUACCCCGUAUUGUCGGGGGAAGCCAAGCGCCAGCAACGUUCGCCACCUGGAGAACAUUGCGGCGCCCGGCUUACGGCAUCACACAGUACCAGGACCCGCCGCGUCUUGCUGGGACACAGUAUUAUCCUUGUCGGUUCUGGGGCGCGUGUUACCGCGCCAUCAGCAGUAUCAUCCGCACCAAGUUACUGCUUAGUGGAAAUGUGGAAGAGAAUCCCGGCCCU